AGUGCUCAACGCAUAAACCUCUCCUGCGAUGGUCUUUCCUGAGGUGUAAGGCUCAACCACAGGGAAGCAUGGUGGAUCCAAUCUGGCUUGCGCUCAAGCUGCUUCUCUCCCUCGCACUGUGCGCCGCACUCGGAUUAUCAUUCGCCGUCGCUUUCGAAACACUCAGAAGAAAGUUCAAUCGCGAUCAUGUUGAAGCUCCUCCCGCGUUCGAAGAUCCAAAUUCAUUGACGCCUGUCCCGUGUCCGAGUAUUUUUUAUCCUGCCCAAAAGUAUAUGUCAUUGAUCAUUCCUGCGUACAAUGAGGAGAAUAGGCUUCCUGCUGCUCUUGAUGAAAUGCUAUUUUAUCUUCAACGCCGUGCUGCUAAGGACAAGUCAUUUACAUAUGAGGUGAUUAUAGUUGAUGAUGGAAGUGCUGAUAGAACAAAAACUGAGGCUUUUAAAUUUGUGAAGAAGCACACAGUAGAGAAUGUGAGGGUUAUUUUGCUGGGAAGGAAUCAUGGAAAGGGUGAAGCCAUACGGAAAGGAAUGCUACACUCUCGUGGUGAGCUGCUUCUAAUGCUUGAUGCUGAUGGGGCAACAAAAAUAGAAGAUCUUGAAAAGUUAGAAAAUCAGAUUUUUGCAGUUGCUAAAAAACAUGGUUUUGGAGCUUCUGCUGCUAUUGAUUCAACUUUAAGAAUUUCAGAUGUCUCAGUUGUUGCAUUUGGUUCUCGGGCACAUCUUGAGGAGAAGGCUCUUGCAACGAGGAAGUGGUAUCGGAAUUUCUUGACGAAAGGUUUCCAUAUUGUGGUUCUUUUGGCUGCUGGACCUGGAAUCCGUGAUACCCAGUGUGGGUUCAAAAUGUUUACCAGAGCAGCAGCCAGGAAACUUUUUCCAAAUAUCCGUUUGAAAAGGUGGUGCUUUGAUGUUGAGAUAGUCUAUAUCUGCAAACGGUUGGGUGUACCGAUAGUCGAGGUAUCUGUGAAUUGGACUGAAAUUCCCGGGUCAAAGGUAAACCUUAUGAGCAUCCCAAACAUGUUAUGGGAGUUGGCAAUCAUGUCUCUGGGUUAUAGAAGUGGCCAUUGGAAAAUCAACACUUGAAGUCCUUUUUUUUAUAUAAAAAAAGCUGACCUUUUGGCUUUCAUAGUUUCAGAGAGGAUUAUACAUCUGACAGCAACCAACCGGUUUGCAAUGGCGAUUCGAGUUGCUUUCUGUGUACAAUAUUGUUAAUGAGUUCAGAACAAGUCGUUUUUUUUGUUUAUUUUAGUUGUACAAUAUUGUUUGAUAAUUUGAUCAAAUGCACUGAACUUUCAGGUGUUUUUGCGCGUUAAAAUUUUUCUUGUUUCCAAGGGACAAGGCACUGCAUACUUAGUUCGCGGGAAUUGGGUUACGAAAUGAGGGAGGAAAUUACUACCACACCCCUAUUGAAUAACUGAUUCUGAUGGUA
This is a messenger RNA of Cuscuta campestris, 1422 nucleotides long. The record is from the annotation of a GenBank genome assembly. NCBI's taxonomy places the organism in Eukaryota, Viridiplantae, Streptophyta, Magnoliopsida, Solanales, Convolvulaceae.